Molecule: messenger RNA, 366 nt
Organism: Phytophthora nicotianae INRA-310
Lineage: Eukaryota; Oomycota; Peronosporomycetes; Peronosporales; Peronosporaceae
Exons: 2
Coding region: 1-366 (121 amino acids)
Source: RefSeq, a predicted model, not a curated record
AUGGGUGUCUACAAAUACGAAGGCCUUGAGCAAACAUCGUUCACAGCCCAGACUUUGAGUCGGGGUGCGUCCUUGUGCUCAAAGGAAAUGGACCCCGCCUCACCGCGUCGGAGAAACGGGCUCUUCGUCCUUUUCUCCAAGUGGACCGUGCCCCGGACAACAAUGGUGAAGAAGCCGAGACGGACUCGCUUGUGCAGCGGCUCGAGAAGCAACGCCGUCUUGAAGCACGAGAAGCUCGGUACUGCCUCGUUGGCGGUGGACCGCUUCUUCAGUGUUGAGCGUUCAACUCUUGGACACGAGCGUAAUGGCCUACGGCCCAUUACGGUCGAAAUGGGCCUUUUCCUGCGUGAAAGUUCCCGCUUUUGA